AUGGCCUCUCGCAUACCGACCCCGUUGCGCCUUGCUAACCGUACUGCCGUCUCCACACGCGCAGGAGCCUGUUCGUCACCGCUUUGCAAGUCUCGCGUCUUCCGCCAGCAGCGCUUCUAUUCUUCCGAGCCCCCUCGCGGCAGUAACAGCCAGAUCAAGUUCUGGCCUUUCUUCGCACUCUUUGGAUUGGCGUCGGCGGGAUACAUUCAGCUAGCAAACUCUCGCAUCAAGAAAACAGAAGACAUGUCUCCUGCGAUCGAAAACCAAGCUCCGGCCGCGGCGCUGCCUGCCCGCGACGCACCGGUGUUCAACCCUGCCGAUGUGACCGUCGUUUUUGUCCUCGGUGGUCCCGGCGCUGGAAAGGGUACACAAUGCGCCAGGCUCGUUGCUGAACAAGGCUUUACCCAUCUCUCUGCCGGCGACUUGCUGCGCGAAGAGCAGGACCGACCCGGGUCUCAAUUUGGCCAAUUGAUCAAGGACUACAUCAAGGAUGGUCUGAUUGUUCCCAUGGAGGUUACCAUCAAGCUGCUCGAGAACGCCAUGACGGCUGCGCUCAACGAAAAGGGUACCACCAAGGGCCGCUUCCUGAUCGAUGGCUUCCCCCGUAAGAUGGAUCAAGCCCAUAAGUUUGAAGAGGCCGUCUGCCCCGCCAAGGUCGUCUUGUUCUUCGACUGCCCUGAGAAGGUCAUGGAGGAACGCCUGUUGGAGCGGGGCAAGACGAGCGGUCGAACAGAUGAUAACGCCGAGAGCAUUCGCAAGCGCUUCCGCACAUUUAUUGAGACUAGCAUGCCUGUCGUCAACUUCUAUGAGGGCCAAGGCAAAGUCAUCAAAGUUGAUGCCACGCCUGCUCCCGCGGAUGUCUUUGUGACAACAAACAAGCUUCUUACCGAGAAGCUUGCCUUGUAA
Molecule: messenger RNA, 906 nt
Organism: Trichoderma gamsii
Lineage: Eukaryota; Fungi; Ascomycota; Sordariomycetes; Hypocreales; Hypocreaceae
Product: UMP-CMP kinase
Exons: 2
Coding region: 1-906 (301 amino acids)
Biological process (GO): CDP biosynthetic process; UDP biosynthetic process; 'de novo' pyrimidine nucleobase biosynthetic process
Cellular component (GO): nucleus; cytoplasm
Molecular function (GO): UMP kinase activity; ATP binding
Source: RefSeq, a predicted model, not a curated record